CAUCAGUUUAUGUGGAUGCCCUUCCUCCCAGCGCCCACACCCCCUCCUGGCCGCCCUGCGUCACCUCCAUCCCGGCUGCUGGAUGGGGAGGGAGUGGGCAGUUCACGGUUUCAUUUGUGGCGUCACUUUCUCCAUCUCCCUCCUUUCUCCCCGAGCCUCCGAGCCUGUCGGUGCACGGUUGCAGCUCCAGCUUGUAUCUACCUGUGCAGAGCAUCCAGCCGCUUCCCCCCCUGCCCGGACAGACGCACUGCAGCACGCAGAGAGGAGCUGACGGAACAUACUUGUACCCAGCAGUCAGGCCGUCCUGCUCCAGCUGAAAUGCUGCGGACACCAACCAGAUAUGUCCAGAUCCUUCCAGUCAUCUGUGCAGUUUCCCAUCUCACCCUGGCCUUCCCCAUCCAAACGCCAUCAGCUCAUGAUGACGUGCGGCAGCUGAAGCUGGACAUCCCCCACUCAGGUCCAAUUCAUGUCCCUCUGGGCAGCUCCAUCUCCAUCCCUUGCUUUGUGUCUCUGUCCUCCUCCUCUUCGUCGUCCCCGUCUGUCAUCCCCCGGGUGAAGUGGACAGUUGUGUCCGGUGGGAUUGAGACACAGAUCUUGGUAGCGCGGAGUUCAAGGGUGAAGAUCAACGAAGCGUACCGCGACCGUGUGGCGCUGCUGAACUACACGUCCUCCCCUGAAGAUGUGUCUCUGUGGUUAGGCGACCUGCGCCACAGCGACUCCGGUCACUAUCGCUGCGAGGUGCAGCAGGGACUGGAAGACGCCAGCAAAGUCGUACAAGUCAAAGUCAAAGGUGUGGUGUUCCACUAUCGAGAUGCUUUGGGUCGGUACUCGUUCUCCUUCCAGCAGGCCCAGAGGGCUUGUGAAGGCAUCGGUGCUCAGGUCGCCACACCCGACCAGCUGCUUGCAGCUUAUUUUGAUGGAUAUGAGCAAUGCGACGCAGGUUGGCUGGCGGACCAAUCUGUCAGGUAUCCAAUCCAAGUGCCCCGUGAAGGUUGCUAUGGAGACAUGGACGGACAGCCAGGAGUGAGGAACUAUGGGACGAUGGAUCCAGAUGAUCUCUUUGACGUCUAUUGCUACAUAGAGCAAAUUCAUGGAAAGGUCUUCUAUGACCCCGUCCCUCAGCAGUUGUCAUUUGACGAAGCCCAGUCAUAUUGCGGAGCUGCGGGAGCACAACUGGCUACAACCGCACAGCUGUACUCAGCGUGGAGCGAAGGGUUGGACCGCUGCAGUCCAGGUUGGCUGUCUGACGGCAGCGUGCGCUACCCCAUCGUAAUCCCAAGAGAGCGCUGUGGUGGCCCACAAGCAGGCGUCAAAACUCUCUACCGCUUCAGCAACCAGACCGGUUUCCCAGAGCCGUCUGCCCUGCAUGAUGUCUAUUGUUUCAAAGCAGGACAUGGAGAAACUUUUACUGAGUCUCCAGUGGAUCAUCUGAUCACAGAAGCUGAAAACUUACAAGAAAAUGUUGUUAUUCUAAUGGAACGAGAACAAGAAAUUCAUCUUAAUCAACUGGAGAAGCAAGUGGAACGAGAAGCACAAAGCGAACUGGAGUCUUUACCUCUGUUGCCCGAGUCUUUAACUACAGAAGAUCCACUCGAUAGAAACCAAACGGUCACCUCAGAUAGAGCAGAAUCUUUCCCCACUGCAGCUUACGCUUCGGGCUUCGUUAAAACACUAAAUGAAAGCACAGAAAAACGUUACGACUCCCAGCAUCUUACAGAGGCAGCUGUCAGCACAAUCAGCACAACGAACACCUUUGAUUCAACACAAAGCACAAUGAUUCCUCCUGGUGAUUACAACGGGACAGACUUACACCGGAACCUGAGCUUCACCUUUCACACAUCGGAGUUUGAGAGAAGCACAUACAAACCGCAGACGGAGAACCAGACAGCAUCAGACACAAACUCUACUGAGUCUCUACAAUCAACUGAACAGACAAUCCAGUACCAAGAAAUUCACGAGACCAGUUUGGACAAAUCUCACACCAAUUACAGCGAAACCAAGAACAACCGUACAGACGUAGAUGUAGAGGAAGCGUUUUGGGAGGGGACAACUUUGGCGGCUGGUCCAUUGCUUCAGGUAAAGUUGGAAGAUGCAACUACAGAGGAUCCUGUACAGAUGGACACGACUCAGGCGUCCCAAGAUAAAGGAUCUCCAGCCACACAAGAAACUCCAACUACUAAACUAACCAGUGAGGCCUACUCAGUAUGGACUCCCAGUGAUGGAUCCGGAGAUAUUUCCCAAGAGAGAGAAUUUGAAACGGAAGCAGCCACCUUCACAUCCUCGUCUCAAUCCUCUGCAGCUGGAUUCACCGCUAAACCGGUGGGUUCUGCGGUGGCUAGCACCACACCUCAGAGGGAAGCUCCCGAUCCAACCCUCUCUUCUGUGUCACGCCAUGUGGACAAAUUGGAUUUUGAAAUCCACACCACGACAUCAGACUUGUGGGAACUCACUAUUUCUAGACAGGAAGGAAGUACAAGCUCAGACACAGAAGAGGAUGAUGCAACUCAGGCUCCUGAACAGGUAGUUUCUGGAGUAAGUUUACCUAUGACUGAAUCUCCAGAGGACUUCAAUGUCUCUCAUUCACCAUCUGAAUUUGCAGCGGAACAGUAUCAGACAUUAGGCAGCUCUUAUGAAGAAGCAAGUGGAUCUGAACUUGGAACAGUUACUUCCAUCUUUCAGGAAGGUAUUAAAGUUGCAUCGCCUUUUGAGAAAACUUUUAUAGUUUUCCCAACCCCUGGCAAGGAAGAGAACAAGUCGACUUCAAUUGAAGAAGAAGCUAAAUUUUCCUCAACUGCUGUGCCUAAAGAAGAAGCUAAUGCUAGCCAAAGCACUGAAAAAAUUGCCCCAACAUUUGUUCUUGAAGUAGAAACCAAAGUUACACCAACUGUUAUCCUAGUAGAAGAAGCUAAAGUUAGCCCAACAUUUGGUCUUGAAGACAUUAAAGUUGUCCCAAUUCUAGUUGCUGAAGAAGAACCUAAAGGAACCCCAACAACUGCUCUUGGAGAAGAUGUUAAAAUAACCCCAACAGCUGCUCUUGAAGAAGACACUAUAAUUGCAUCAACCCCAGUUUUUGAAGGAGUAACUAAAGCUGAUCCAAAUGUUGCAGAAGAAGCUAAUGUUACAACAACUCUGGUUUCUGAAGAAAAAGCUCGUGUUGACCCAACUGUUGUCCUAGAUGAAGAGACUAAAGUUAGCCCAACUAUGGUCCUUGAAGAAAUGAAAGUAGCUCCAGUUCUGGUUGCUGAAGAGGACACUAAUGUUGAACCAACAGUUGCAGAAGAAUCUAAAGUUCACCUGACUUUUGUUCCUAAAGAAGAAGCUCAUGUUGAGCCAACUUUUGUCCCAAUAGAAGAAUCUGAAGUUAGCCCAACAUCGGUUGUUGAAGAAAAUAAAGUUGUGCCAGCUCUGGUUGUUGAAGAAGAAGCCAAUGUUGACCCAACUGUUGUCCCAGUAGAAGAAGCUAAAGUUAUCCCAACAUUGGUUGUUGAAGAAAAUAAAGUUGUGCCAGCUCUGGUUGUUGAAGAAGAAGCCAAUGUUGACCCAACUGUUGUCCCAGUAGAAGAAGCUAAAGUUAUCCCAACAUUGGUUGUUGGAGAAAAUAAAGUCGACACAACAGCUGCUUUUGAAGAAGACUCUAAAACUGCAUCAACCCCUGCCGCUGAAGAAGAAUCUAAAGUUGACCCAGAAAUUACAGGAGAAACUUCAAGUUCCCCAAUUUUGGGUCUUGAGGAAGAGGCUGAUGUUGACCCAACUCCAGUCUUUGGAGUUGUCAUUGAUGAAGAAUCCACAGUUACCCCAAACAUAACUUUUGAAGAAAAGGCUAAAUUUGACUCAACUCUGGUUCUUGAAGAAGAAGCUAGUUUUACACCAAGUGUUAAGGAAGAAGCUCAAGUUGACCCCACUUUGAUUUAUGAGGAAAGUAAAUCUACCCAAAUCCCUCUCCAGGAGAAAGAAGUCAAUGUCCUAAAGUUUGAAAAUUCAGAGGAAAUUACUAAUCUCUCUGGUGCCCCUGAAGAAGACUCCAAAGUAACCCCAACCUUUGUGACUGAUGAACUUAAAGUUAUUCCAAUCCUUGUUUUCGAAGAGGAAACUGAUGUUGCACCAACCCUUGAGGACUUUACAAUCUUUCCUGUGAGUACUCAAACAUCUAAGUGGAGUCUGUUGACUACCACAACUGGACCUCAGGAGCAUCUGGAUAGUGUAAAGAUUAGUCAGAAACCCCCCUUCAUGCCAGUGUCCAAGCCCUCAAUGAAUACCAAGUCCAUGUCUUCUGCCCCUACCAUUUCUACCCCAACAUAUGUGCCCCAGCGCACCUGGAGCCCAAGAACCACAAGACCUCACACUUUCCAUAAGACAACAGAAACCCAGAAGGUGAACCAUUUCAUGCCACCAUUGGAUCACGGUGUGGUUGAUCUUGACAUUAGCCUCACCCAGCCACCCACCCUGCAUAACUUGCCCAAAGAGAGGGCAGCUGUAGGUGGUACAGGGGCAUUUUCAGAUGCCUGUUUGGACGAUCCCUGUCUCAAUGGAGGGACCUGCACUGAGCGGGACGGACACAUUAAAUGUCUCUGUUUGCCGACAUACGGAGGAAGGUUCUGUCAGAGCGACUUGGAGCGAUGUGAACCAGGCUGGGAUAAAUUUCACGGUUUCUGCUAUCGACACUUCAGCCAGCGCCAGAGCUGGGAGGUGGCAGAGAGGCACUGCCGCACGCAAGGAGCUCAUCUGGUGUCCAUCAUGACCCCAGAGGAGCAGGACUACAUCAACAGUAACUACAAGGAAUACCAGUGGACUGGUCUGAACGAUAAGACAGUUGAGGACGAUUUUCGUUGGUCUGACGGAAACCCACUGCUGUAUGAGAACUGGUACAGAGGGCAGCCUGACAGCUACUUCCUGUCUGGAGAAGACUGCGUGGUGAUGGUGUGGCACGAUAACGGCCGCUGGAGUGACGUACCCUGCAACUACCACCUGGCAUACACCUGCAAGAAAGGCACCUCCUCCUGUGGCCCGCCACCAAAAGUCCGGAAUGCGUCCAUAUUUGGAAAAACGCGAGUGAGAUAUGAGACCAAUGCAGUUGUGCGGUAUCGCUGCUCAGAGGGCUUCCAGCAGAGACUGAACCCUGUGGUCAGGUGUCUGUCAGGAGGCCGAUGGGAGAGACCUCAAAUCCUCUGCAUCCCUGAAGGUGGAGAAAUUAUGCAGCACCUUGGCAUGUUGUCGCAAACCGACAGCAACUUUUCAGCAGCUGAAACUGAAUUUGAAGCCACUAAAGAGACACCACAGUACUGGGACAUCAAGUUUUAACACCUUAAAAAUACAGUUUGGUUACGGUACCAUGACAAAAUGUAAAUUAUCUUGAAUAAUGAACCACAAAAACAAAAAAUGAUGGAAAAUUAUUCAAAUUUGCUUCAGAUAAGAAUGUGCAUCCAUGAUUAUGGAUAUUGUAAACUCAUCAUAUGGAAUUUAAUUACCCCCAAAUUAGGCCUGAUCUUUAAAUAUUUCCUAACAAUUGUUCUUGUUGUGGUUUUUGCUAUGUUUAGGGUCUUUUCACACAAUGGUGCUAAGCUUUUAAGACACUUUUGCAGAGUUAGAUUUUUAUUGUGUCAUGUUCCUACUUUAUCAAAGAUCCUGACACCUCUAAGUGAGUCAUCAGAUACCAAGAAAUGUUGUAUAUGUUGGUUUUCACAGCUGAAAUUACCGUCCACGUUUUUUUUUUCCAACAGAAAACUUUAAGAUCAAACAGACACAGUUUUGUUCGGUGGCUUUAUGUUGUAAUAAAGUUUUGUAGAACAGAGCCAAGAAUAAAUCAGUCUAUUUUACUCUCA
Poecilia latipinna (sailfin molly) is the source of this 5819-nucleotide messenger RNA. RefSeq names its product versican core protein-like. Gene Ontology annotation, biological process: cell adhesion; skeletal system development; positive regulation of neuroblast proliferation. Gene Ontology annotation, molecular function: hyaluronic acid binding. Lineage: Eukaryota; Metazoa; Chordata; Actinopteri; Cyprinodontiformes; Poeciliidae. The record is from RefSeq and is a predicted model, not a curated record. Gene Ontology annotation, cellular component: synapse; perineuronal net. Bases 10 to 5298 code for a protein of 1762 amino acids. The transcript has 14 exons.